UCCUCCAAACGCGAGUUGACAAUCCGCCAUGGAAGGAGAUGAGUUACAGCCUUUGGUGUCGCCGUUGAUACCGGAGGUCGGCAGCCAGCUGCCGCAGCUCUUCCCAUUCAUUCCGCCGUCUUUGCAACCGGCGAUGACGACGAACUCUGCUCAUGAGUUGAUUGGGUCGGAUAUGGAUUGGGCAGUGCAGCUGCUUUUGGGUUGGGUGGAUCCGAACCAGCUGGCGCUGAUAUUUAAGGAUCAUAUCUGCAGUGAAAACGGAAAUAAUAAUGAUGAAGGGAAGAAGCAGCAAGCAGCCAGUUGUAAGAGUAAAAGGAAAUAUCCGUCGAGAGUUGCGUUCCAUACAAGGAGCAGUGAGGAUAUUCUGGAUGAUGGCUACAAAUGGAGAAAAUAUGGGCAAAAAAUUGUGAAAAACAGUUCCCAUCCCAGGAGUUAUUAUAGGUGCACAAAUCACACAUGCAAUGUGAAGAAACAAAUCCAGCGGCUGUCGAAGGAUAGGAGCAUCGUGGUUACUACUUACGAAGGCAUCCACAAUCAUCCUUGUGAGCAACUUAUGCACACAUUGACUCCUCUUCUCAAACAACUUAACUUGCUUUCCGCCCAACAUCUUCUCAUCCCUCCUCACCUAGCUAGCUAACAUAUUUUACAUUACGUGUCUGAAUUAAUUAGUUCAAGACACAUUUCUCAAACUGGUUACAAACAUGUAUACGUAUUAAAAUGACAAACUUAAUUACUUAAAUUAGACUUCUUUGCAUAUACGUAGAGGUAAAUGUACUAAUGGUAUCAAGUGAUUCGUGAUUAUUGAUAGUGGUCCAAUUGGGUACAUCAACUAUUGAAUGAAGUAGGAGAGUUUACUAGCUACUAGCUACCCG
Cuscuta epithymum is the source of this 872-nucleotide messenger RNA. NCBI's taxonomy places the organism in Eukaryota, Viridiplantae, Streptophyta, Magnoliopsida, Solanales, Convolvulaceae. The record is from the annotation of a GenBank genome assembly.